AUGGGAUGUUGCGGAGGCGAACGAGAAAAGUUCGGGAACUUGAGUGCUGAGCAGAAAUGGGACUACAUUAACCUUGAUGAUUUCAAAUCUUCCUCAUGCUGGACACCUUUUGCCUAUGGCUAUCUUCUGCUGAUGCUCGUUGUAUCAAUAUCCGUCUAUGCGGUAGACACAUUUACCGCCAUCAACCUCCUCGCUUUCGAUAGAUGGGCUGGUCAAAUAAAACCCGAGAUCCCACUCAACAUCUCUCGAUGGAUCUUUGCCGGAUGUAUCAUUCUAUCCUUCGUUCUACUCGUCUACCGAUGGAUGAGGGCAGUCAGAGUUAUGAAACAGGGCGGAGUCGCAAAAAACUACUUGGACCCUUUGGCUGUGCGGGUACAGUCGAUACGCUGGGGAAAGGCAAGGGGAUGGAAACGUUUCUUGGUCUUCGCCGAGUUGACAAAGAGUCGGAAAGGAGCUGACUACGUCGCCUUGUUCGCCUAUUUCUCUUUCGAAGCUUGGCUUCGUAUCGUCUUUGCGGAAGGGCCGCGACAAGUGGUCAACGCCAUAACGCUGUAUUCCGUGUUGAGGUUGAAGUUGGUCCCAGAGGGUCAAAAUGCUCCAUCGGAUGGCCACUCUCCGGUCGUCCAGUUCUUCGUCAAUGUUGGGAUCCUGGCCGAUUCCAAUCAUCUGCAGGCCGUCAUUCUAUUCGGCAUGCUGUGGACUCUGGUCAUCUGGGUCAUCUCGGUCAUCAGUCUCAUCAUUUCGGUCAUUCUCUACCUCGUCUUCCUCUGGCACCAUAUUCCUAGCGAGGAUGGAGGUCUGACCGGAUAUUGCCGUAACAAGAUUAAUCGACGGAUGGAGAGAGUUGUCAAGAUCAAGGUUGACAAGGCGCUGAAGAAAGAGAACGCACUGCGAGCUCGAGCAGAGGCUAGGGCGGCUCGUGAAGGAACAGAUAUCAAGAAGCAACCGACCCUGCCAAAUAUCGUCGAUGAGGACUCGCUUCCUCCGCUGUCAAGACAGACGACGAUGACAACCCUACCGGAGUACACCUCGCGACCAGCCACAAGCAGGAGCAGUGACGAUGCAGUUCCGACUCUACCUGAUAUUGCGCCUCGUCCACCUAUGCCUAGCCGAACGGUAACUCAUGGAUCCGCAGCGUCGUGGUCGAGCUACACCUCAAAUGCUCCUCUGAUGGGGUCUGCCGCGGAUAUGGGGUUUGCAGCCGAUCGAGUUCAGACCCCAGCAUCUGAUGCAAACAGCCCCUGGUACGGGAGGCAAGCGCCGAACCGCAGUAUAUCAAACUUGUCUCAACCUCCGCAGCGGUCCUUCAGUCCUGCGCUUCCACGACCGGGUACAGCACAGGGCGAUAGAAAUGGUCCUGGUGCAUACCAAAUGGAUCCUCUCUCACGACCAGGUACUAGCAUGUCCAGCAAUGGCAGGUCCAGAUAUCCUUUGGAAAACAGCAGCGCUCUUCCAUACCCUGACGAUCGAAGCUCGAACCCAUCGACUAAGCCACCAUCAUGGUCAGGGCCAAACUUCGACAGCCAAGUCGAUGCAUCAGGCCGUCGUACGCCUGGAGUUCCCGCUGGGCCAGCAUUUCCUGUCAUUUCCGAACAAAGAGGUCGGAACUCACCCUUGCCAGGACCUCAGUUCCGAUCACAAACUCCUACUCAAGGUUCUCUAGAAAGAGGCCGCAACUCACCCUUGCCGGGACCUCAAUUCCGAUCGCAAACUCCUAUUCAAGGUCCCCUAGAAAGGUCAUUCACGCCCAACGGUGCAGGUCCAAUGAGGGCCGUGACACCAAUUGCAGCUCCCACGUUGCCUCGACUACAGACAUCAAGUUCUGCUGGUUAUAUUCCUUAUUCGGCAGAGCGAUCAAUGACUCCGGUGUCUUCAAUCCCCCCCAGUGCCACCAUUCGUAGUGUUACCGAACCAACGAGGGCAUACACGCCUUUUGGAUCACAGCCAGGUCUCCCCACUGGUCCACGAGAUAAGCCACUUCCACAGAGGCAGGGAAGUCAGGGAGUCGACGACAUAUUGGACCAUUAUUAA
This is a messenger RNA of Fonsecaea multimorphosa CBS 102226, 2031 nucleotides long. RefSeq lists its product as uncharacterized. Gene Ontology annotation, molecular function: potassium ion transmembrane transporter activity. The transcript is spliced from 2 exons. Gene Ontology annotation, cellular component: plasma membrane. NCBI's taxonomy places the organism in Eukaryota, Fungi, Ascomycota, Eurotiomycetes, Chaetothyriales, Herpotrichiellaceae. Bases 1 to 2031 code for a protein of 676 amino acids. Gene Ontology annotation, biological process: potassium ion transmembrane transport. The record is from RefSeq and is a predicted model, not a curated record.